GCCGACACGUCGGGACAGCACGGAGCGGCAAAUCAGCAGGCAUAUUUCCUGUCCAGAUGGGUUUAAAUGAACAAAGCUACAGAUUUGGGAUAUCACACCGAAGAUGAUACAAAGUUGUGAAAGGUCAUGAGGUCAGUGCAGGAUGAAAUUGCUUUACAAGGGGAUCUACAAAAAUUAGAAGAAUGGGCAGAUUAAACAUUGAUCAUCCGUUAUUUUGGAAGUUCUGAAAUUUGCAAUACCUGGAAGCCUUUUCGGUAAAAACUGAAUUUUGCAUCUUUCGCUUGAAAGUGCAGAGAAUAAAGACUCAUUUGUAACCUACAGAAUGACUUCAGAACUGGAGAGCAGUUUAACCUCUAUGGACUGGCUUCCACAACUCACUGUGAGAGCCGCUAUUCAAAAUAGUGAUUCUGCGCAACAUGGUCAUGGAACUGGUAUCUCAAAGAAGAGCGCGCUUCUUGACUCAAAUACGACACUGGACCAGGAAGACGUACAACAGCACAAGGAUGGAAAGCCGCCAUAUAGUUACGCCAGUCUUAUUACUUUUGCAAUCAAUAGUUCACCAAAAAAGAAAAUGACUCUGAGUGAGAUAUACCAGUGGAUCUGUGAUAAUUUUCCGUACUAUAAGGAGGCCGGCAGCGGCUGGAAGAAUUCUAUACGACACAAUUUGUCCCUGAAUAAGUGCUUUCUGAAAGUGCCUCGAUCCAAGGAUGACCCUGGGAAGGGUUCCUAUUGGGCAAUAGACACAAAUCCAAAGGAGGAUGCACUACCAGCACGGCCAAAGAAAAGGCCGCGAUCUGGAGAGCGGGCCUCGACACCUUACAGCAUAGAUUCAGAUUCCUUGGGAAUGGAUUGUAUUAUGUCUGGAAGUGCCUCUCCGAACCUGGCUAUCAACACUGUGACUAAUAAAGUAACCUUAUAUAAUCCAGAUCAGGAUGGCAAUGAUAGCCCUCGAAGUAGCCUUAACAACAGUCUUUCUGAUCAGAGUGUGUCUUCUAUAAACUUGAAUAGUGUUGGCAGUGUACAUAGCUAUACCCCGGUUUCAAGCCAUCCGGAGCCUUCUGCUCAACCAUUAACACAACAGUCACAGUAUAAUACACAGGAAAGAGAAAAACUUUUCCCUGAAUAUAAUUUUGAAGAUCUCAGUGACUCAUUUCGAAGCCUGUACAAAUCUGUUUUUGAGCAGUCUCUUAGUCAAGGACUGAUGAACUUGCCUUCAGAGUCUCCACAACAGACGCACUCUCCCUGCUCUUAUCAACACUCCCCUAGUAGCACAAUUUCACAACAGCACAAUAGCCAAAAUAGCCUGACAAAUAGCCAUGCGAGCAGUCUUGGCACUAGUAUAGGUGAUUCUAUUGUACAGGUUCAUUUACCACAUACCCAGUUACACACGCAGCAGUCACACCAGUCGCCUCAUAUACACCACAACGUAGUUCAUCACCAGCAUCCGCAGCAAUGUCAACAGCACACAUCUCACUGUCAUCAACAAUCUCCACAUCACCAGUCGCCUCAUCACCAACACCAACAGUCUCCGCACCAGCAAUCGCCACACCAACAGCAUCAGCAGCAACGUGCACAGAAUCCUGCCCAUCAGCAUUUACAGCAUCAUCCAAACCAUCAGUCCUUAGCACAUCAGACGUCUCUAACUCAGCAACAGACACCUUGUGGUGCUGAAUGGUAUUCUACUCUUGACAUGCUGAAGGAAAGUUGCCGUAUCGCCACCAGUGCCAACUGGUCAGAAGUGGACCUUUCCCAGUUCCAAGGUUUGAUGGAAAGUAUGAGACAAGCAGAUCUUAAGAACUGGUCACUUGACCAGGUUCAAUUAGCCGACCUGUGCUCUUCACUCAAUAAGUUCUUCGCUCAGACUGGGCUCAUCCAUCCUCAGUCACCAGUUUGCCACGGUAAUAUGCACAGUGCAAAACCCUCACAGCACCUUGGGACAGGAAACGUGUACCUUGAUUCCAGGCAAAAUGUUCCACAAUCAAUGAUGGGACCUCCAAGUUACCCCCUCAUACCACAGACAAUGAGCACUACAGGAUCUGCUAUGUCAGGUCAUCAUGGAGUAAUGAACCAGCAUCACAUGAUGCCUUCAUCAAACUUCCAGAUGCGCCGUCCUCUUCCUGCAGAUGACAUUCAAGAUGACUUUGAUUGGGACUCUAUUGUAUAGCACUAUUAAAGUUUUGUCUUGUCACCCAGUGUUGUUGGUUUAAGUGACCAUGAAUGUGAUAAUGAAAAAGGUAAAGAUAUCCAAAAAACGAAUAACUGCUAUCAACGUUGACUUUGAUGACAAUCAAACCUUUAUUUAGCAGGAUAAAUUAAACAAAUGCUUUGAGUUGACCCUGUAAUAUUUGUUCGUUUCCCUGGUAAGCUGCAGUCGCUCAUUAUCGUUACGUGAUUUUAGACCGUUUGUUCAGCUUUGUGUUAACUAAUGUCGACCACAAGUGUAACACUGAAAUCUGGAUAGAAUCUCUUCUAGCACAAUGUUCCGUCUGCGAAUUUGCAUUUCAAGCCUUCAGUCCUUUCAAGUGGAACUCAACUUGUUUCUAGGACACUGAUGUCAUUUGCCGUUACUACCUUUUAUGUCCUGAUUUAUUUAUAUUUGUUUUUUAGUGGUGUACUCAUUUGUGAAGGACAUUCUCAUUUUAAUUAUAAUUACACUGCCAUGUAGGCUAGCCAUUAAUGAUUACUCAUUACCCACAGUUUACAUUAUUGUCUGUUUUGAUUUGAUCCCAUUCAGAUAUUCAUUUAAUUGUGGAUUUAAACCGAGAUGUUUAAUGCACAGUAUACGUCACAUAUGGUAUAUUUAUGUAGUAGCAGCACCUGACACUGCUUCCAAUAGAUAUUCUGCAAUACUAAUAGAUUGCAAGACCAUGCCUAAAGAAAAUUAUCGUUAAUACAUUUGUUAUUGCUAGCA
Messenger RNA from Bombina bombina (fire-bellied toad), 2911 nucleotides. Its product is annotated as forkhead box protein J3-like. Gene Ontology annotation, molecular function: DNA-binding transcription factor activity, RNA polymerase II-specific; RNA polymerase II cis-regulatory region sequence-specific DNA binding. Gene Ontology annotation, cellular component: nucleus. Lineage: Eukaryota; Metazoa; Chordata; Amphibia; Anura; Bombinatoridae. The coding region runs from base 323 to 2164 and encodes 613 amino acids. The transcript has a single exon. Gene Ontology annotation, biological process: regulation of transcription by RNA polymerase II. The record is from RefSeq and is a predicted model, not a curated record.